Sinocyclocheilus grahami is the source of this 965-nucleotide messenger RNA. RefSeq names its product low choriolytic enzyme-like. Gene Ontology annotation, biological process: proteolysis. NCBI's taxonomy places the organism in Eukaryota, Metazoa, Chordata, Actinopteri, Cypriniformes, Cyprinidae. Gene Ontology annotation, molecular function: zinc ion binding; metalloendopeptidase activity. The coding region runs from base 39 to 830 and encodes 263 amino acids. The record is from RefSeq and is a predicted model, not a curated record. The transcript is spliced from 10 exons.
UUGGACAUCUAUGGUAAGAGAACUGGUCUUUGGACACCAUGUUUGUGAUCAAGGUGACUUUUGGCCUAUUGGCCCAGCUCCUUGUCUUCUCUGUUAGAGCUGAGGAGAUGCCUGUUGUUGAGGACAAGUCUGCUCAGCUGUCUGUGUCUGAACUGCUGCACAGAGCCAACAGAGGCAUCAUUCCUGAACCUGAUGAGCCCAAGCUAAUGGAUGACAUUGCUGUGAAUGAGAGAAAUGCUGAUCCCUGCACCUCCUAUGGCUGCCUCUGGCCCAAAUACAGCGACGGCAUGAUUUAUGUGCCUUAUGUCAUCGCCAACCACUACUCCUCCCGUGAGCUGGAGAUCAUCAAGCGUGGCCUGGACUCUUUCUCCUACAGCACCUGCAUCCGCUUCUUCCCCCGCAGCAAUGAGAGAGACUAUAUCAGCAUUGAAUCUCGCAGUGGAUGCUACUCAUACGUUGGUCGUCAGGGUUAUGCCCAGACUGUGUCUCUGGACCGUAAUGGUUGCGUUUACCACAGCACUGUGCAGCAUGAGCUUCUCCACGCUCUUGGCUUCAACCAUGAACAGACUCGUAGCGACCGUGACAAUCACAUCCAAGUCAUCUGGGAGAACAUCGCUGAUGACAUGAAGUACAAUUUCAACAAAAUCGACACUCUAAACCAGGGAACUCCUUAUGACUACAGCUCUGUGAUGCAGUAUGAGAGAUACGCCUUCUCCAAGAAUGGCCUCCCCACUAUGGUUCCCAUUCCUGACAAUAAUGCUGCGCUGGGCACAUCUACCGAGAUGAGCCAGAAUGACAUCAUCAGAAUCAACAGGCUCUACCAGUGCUGAGCAGUGAAAAUGCAUUUAGCACCCAGACUUGCAGUGCAGAGGAAACAAUUCACUGAAGAUCCAAAGUCUCAUGGAUGUUGUUGACUACUGUGCUGAACCAGCAUCAUUCUAUCAGAUGUGUUAAGCAAAAUAAUA